UUUUUAUGAUGUUUGCUGAUCUUGUGAUUGAAAAUGUUUUCUUGAAUCUUGACACAAGUUGCAGCCCCCAUAAACAUGUACUCUUUGCUUCCUUAGGUGUCAGGGUGGUUUAUCAUAAAGUGUUGAUGUAGAAUGGCUGCAACCAGGACUCGAGUUAGUAGCUUCUCUCGCAAUCUGUCAAGUGUGACAUCUCAGAAUCCUGGGCUUAAGCAUGGCCCUAAUGGGACAAUGUUCAUCUCGUCUGGGAUUCCCGAUCUGGACAAGAUUUUGGGUGGUGGUUUUUCUCUGGGUAGCCUUGUCAUGGUUAUGGAAGAUGCUGAAGCACCUCAUCAUAUGCUUCUAUUGAGAAAUUUUAUGUCUCAAGGACUAGUGCACAAACAACCACUCUUGUAUGCUAGUGCGUCUAGAGACCCUAAAGGAUUUCUUGGUACUUUACCUAGUCCAAUGUCAUCCAAAGAGGAUAAAUCUCGAGAGCUUAGCCAUGAAAAGGAUCUUAGAAUUGCUUGGCAGUACAAGAAGUAUUUUGGUGAGUCUCAGCCAAAUCUCAACACUAAUAAUGGUGGUCAGCAUGAUUACUGCAAUGAUUUUGACUUGCGGAAGCCCCUGGACCGACAUUUUUUUAGUGGCAAUAAUGUAGACUGUGUUAGCAUCCAAGAUUCUCCAAACCUUACUGCUCUUCAAGAUCAUUGUGCUGGAUUUCUAGCUCAAUUUUCAAGAAAUGAAGGCAGCCUACCCUCUGCUGGUCGUAUUGCGAUUCAAUCAUUCUGUUCUCCACAAUGCAAGUAUUCAGAUAUGGAGUGGCAUAUGCUUUCCUUUAUUAAGUCCUUAAAAGGUAUGGCAAGGUCUUCAAAUGCUGUUGUUGUUGUUACCUUUCCACCUUCUCUUCUUUCUCCAUCUUGUUCAAAAAGAUUGCAACAUAUGGCAGACACCUUGCUUUCAGUCAGAGCCAUUCCAGACGAGGACAAGGAACUCGCAAAACUCCUCACUGGUUACCAGGACAUGAUUGGACUUUUAAAUGUACAAAAAAUUGCACGGUUAAAUACACAGGUUCCUGUGAUUCUGGACGCCACAACAUUCUCAAUAAAAUUGCAAAAACGGAGGUUUUUGGUUUUAGAAUGUCUAAAUCAAGCGCCAAUUGACGGUUCAAGUGGGAGUUCAUAUGGUACAUCUGGUGGUUGUUCUGGGUCAAGUAAAGCCGGGCCACUUGAUUUUUAGAUUAUACCUUAUUUAUAGCAGAAGAUUUGUAUCACCAAAAAUACGCUAGCAAUAGUGACUCAGGCUCAAUGUUUUUUCUCAA
This is a messenger RNA of Abrus precatorius (Indian licorice), 1297 nucleotides long. RefSeq names its product elongator complex protein 4. Lineage: Eukaryota; Viridiplantae; Streptophyta; Magnoliopsida; Fabales; Fabaceae. The transcript is spliced from 8 exons. Gene Ontology annotation, cellular component: cytoplasm; transcription elongation factor complex; elongator holoenzyme complex. Gene Ontology annotation, biological process: tRNA wobble uridine modification. The coding region runs from base 133 to 1215 and encodes 360 amino acids. The record is from RefSeq and is a predicted model, not a curated record.